CUGGCUUCUUUGCCACCCAGUUGGUUGAUCCAGUGGCACUGAGCUUUAAAAAGCUGAAGACCAUUUUGGAAUGCAGGGGACUUGGGUACUCAGGGCUUCUGGAAAAGAAAGAUGUCAGAGAGCUGGUUGAGAAAUCAGGCCUCCCAGUAGAGAUGAUAAUAUUACGUUACUUGUGCUGCCAAGCCAUGGACCAUCUGCAGUACUCUCAUGGAUCACCAGUAAUCCAUAGACUACAAACUGGGAACCAUUUCUCCAGAUGCUGUCCUCUAUUUAUAAACUUCUUGUCCAGAGAAAGAUGGAAUAGCUGCAUGAUGCAUUAUGAUAGAUGAAAUUAGAAGCCCUCUAUCUGGAAAUACUCAUAGGCUAAGUGAUUAUAUAACUGACAUGUUCAGUAUAUAUUUGUUCAUUUAACAAAUAGUGGAAUGACAAGGCAUGACAAUCUUCUUAAUGAGCAAGGAGCUGCUGUGAGGCUUUUUCUUACUUGAAACUUAGUAUUUUUAUUCACAUGUUCUAUUGCCUAAUGCAAAUAUUUUCUGUCAUUUAAGUUAAUUUUAUUCUGAACUAGAGAUGGAUGGGAUUAAGGCCAAGAGAAGGUGGCUUAAAGCUACCAACUAAGUUUAUGUCUAGAUUGAUAUUUAAAUGUAGAACUCACAUAUUUUGCUACCAUGCCAUGCUACCCCAUAAAGUUUGGGAUUAUUUCAUGGAAAACAAAAUGAAGGUUUAUUUAUUUAUUUAUUUAGCUUAUAUACUGUGAAAUCUAAACAACUUGGUACAAUUUACAAUGAAACAAUCAAGAAUCAUAAUACAAUAAAACAUUUUAAAAACGUAAUACUGUAAAAACAUAGGCAGCAACUAUAUGGACUGGUGCCAUAGUCUUUGGGAAAAGACUCUUUAACAGUGUGGUUUACCACAGAAAUCUCUGCCUCCAGACCAUGACCCAUUUUAUCUCCAGUAUGUGGGGAACCUAAAGCAUUGCUCAGCAAGGAAAAGUGCAAAGAAAAGGAUACAGGAUAGGAAGAACUAAACCAUAUAUUAUUAAAGGAGACCUUAUGGAAGGUGAACUUUAUUCUGCUCUCAAGGAAGAGGAAGCCUCUGAAUCUGUUUCCAGUACAAACUUCAGUGGUGAAAUGCACUUUUAUGAGUUAGUAGAAGACACAAAAGAUGGUAUCUGGCUUGUACAGGUCAUAGCAAAUGACCGGAGCCCUUUAAUGGGAAAAGUCCACUGGGAGAAAAUGGUGAAGAAAGUGUCAAGGUUUGGUAUACGUACAGGGACUUUUAAUUGUUCCAAUGAUCCCAGAUACUGCAGAAGAAGAGGUUGGGUAAGGUCCACAUUAAUUAUGUCAGUUCCACAAACAAGUACAUCCAAAGGGAAAGUAAUGCUUAAAGAAUAUAAUGGACGUAAAAUAGAAACAGAACAUAUUUUCAAAUGGAUAACAGCCCAUGCUGCUUCACGAAUCAAAACAAUAUUCAAAUCAGAACACUUGAAAGAAGAAUGGAAUAAAGGUUACCAGUAUAGAGUAAAAAUAUAUUUGUUUGCUAAAUUAGACCAGCCUCCAGCUUUCUUCUCUGCACUAAGUGUGAAAUUUACUGGCAGAGUUGAGUUUAUUUUUGUGAAUGUAGAAAACUGGGACAACAAGAGUCACAUCACAGAAAUGGGCAUCUAUAAGACACCAUCUUAUAUUCUUAGAACUCCUGAAGGUAUUUACAAGUAUGGAAAUAAUACUGGUGAAUUUAUAUCCCUUCAUGCUAUGGACUCCUUCUUGCGAUCUUUACAACCUGAAGUUAAUGAUUUAUUUGUUUUAAGUUUAGUCUUAGUUAAUUUGAUGGCAUGGAUGGACUUAUUUAUCACCCAAGGUGCUACUAUAAAGCGCUUUGUUGUUCUUAUAAGCACUUUAGGGACUUAUAAUUCUCUUUUAAUCAUUUCCUGGCUACCAGUUCUGGGAUUUUUGCAAUUACCUUAUUUAGAUAGUUUCUACGAAUAUAGUUUAAAACUGUUCCGUUACUCUAAUACAACGACCCUUGCUUCCUGGGUAAGAGCUGACUGGAUGUUCUACUCAUCACACCCUGCCUUGUUCCUCAGCACGUAUCUGGGACAUGGUUUAUUAAUUGAUUAUUUUGAGAAAAAAAGACGACAUAAUAACAGUGAUGAAAUAAAUGCCAAUAACUUAGAGUGGCUGUCAAGCCUUUGGGACUGGUACACUAGUUAUCUAUUCCAUCCAAUCACAUCUUUUCAGCAUUUCCCCUUUGAAUCUGAUUGGGAUGAAGACCCAGAUCUCUUUCUUGAUCGCUUAGCUUUCCCUGAUUUGUGGCUUCAUCCUCUGAUACCAACUGAUUAUAUCAAAAAUUUACCUAUAUGGCGAUUUAAAUGUUUUGAUGGACACUCAGAAGAGGAAAUGAUGGAACUCUCCCAAAGUGAAAAUGACUCAGAUAGUGAAUCCAAAGAGGUUCCAAAUAAUGAUAAAGAGUUAUUUGAGGAUGAGAGAAGAACCCAUCUAAAUCCUUGUGAAGGAGAAACUUUUUGCAGUGCUGAGACCUGUUCAUGUGCCAAAGCCAAGUCAUAUGGAUCAUACAGUACUAGAGAUGAUUUGGAGCCUGAUUGGUCAGCUUGGCCAGCUGGCAUGCUGCACUGUACUGAAUGUGUUGUAUGUCUAGAAAAUUUCAUAAAUGAAUGUCUGUUAAUGGGCUUACCGUGUGGCCAUGUCUUUCACCAGAAUUGCAUUGUGAUGUGGCUAGUAGGGGGGCGACACUGCUGUCCUGUCUGUAGAUGGGCAUCUUACAAGAAAAAGAAGCCAUAUGUACAUCAUCAGCUUUUAUCAAAUCACACCCUGUCUUAAUUGUAUACUAGUAAUGUUCCUUUGUAACUUCUUCUGUAUUACUGCUUGCCAUUUAAAUGUUAGUCACAAACAGACCGCAUGGUUUGAAGUUUUAGUUUAAAUGUUAGUGCAGUGAAGUAAAAUAAACAUGAUGCUAAUGUUGAUGACAGAAUCAUUUGGUUGCCUUGUAUGUUGAAGUAAUGAAUAUGUGUUUGUACAGUUAUAGUUUUCCUUUACAACGUUUGAACAUUCAAAUUAAUAUUCAUUUUUGUUUGCAUUCCUUGCAAACACAAAACCAGAUGUUUAUCAACAAAAGUAUACUUCUGCAAGUGUUUUAAUAUAAGAUUUGAGUGAACAGACAUUUUAACAAAAAAAUAAUUGUUUUAUUUAUGUUUCUUUUAGAGUUUGUUCAGCAUACCUCUGUUGAAUAAUGUAUUAUUUGUGAGUAUACAGUUAAAAACAAAUUCAUGAAAAUAAAUUAUUUUAAAAGAGUAAUAAUUUUCAAUAUUAAUCAUUUUAACAUUUUUGUGUUAAAUUGCUGUUUAUAUGCUAGCCUUUCUGCAAAAUAAAAAUAAAAAAUGGAACUCUA
Crotalus tigris (Tiger rattlesnake) is the source of this 3402-nucleotide messenger RNA. RefSeq names its product charged multivesicular body protein 3. The record is from RefSeq and is a predicted model, not a curated record. Gene Ontology annotation, molecular function: ubiquitin-protein transferase activity. The transcript is spliced from 5 exons. Gene Ontology annotation, biological process: protein transport; late endosome to vacuole transport; endosome transport via multivesicular body sorting pathway. Gene Ontology annotation, cellular component: ESCRT III complex; multivesicular body; endoplasmic reticulum. NCBI's taxonomy places the organism in Eukaryota, Metazoa, Chordata, Lepidosauria, Squamata, Viperidae. Bases 1050 to 2834 code for a protein of 594 amino acids.